This is a messenger RNA of Penicillium paradoxum, 1239 nucleotides long. Its product is annotated as protein kinase RIO2. Gene Ontology annotation, biological process: maturation of SSU-rRNA; protein phosphorylation. The coding region runs from base 1 to 1239 and encodes 412 amino acids. Gene Ontology annotation, molecular function: ATP binding; protein serine/threonine kinase activity. The record is from RefSeq and is a predicted model, not a curated record. NCBI's taxonomy places the organism in Eukaryota, Fungi, Ascomycota, Eurotiomycetes, Eurotiales, Aspergillaceae. Gene Ontology annotation, cellular component: preribosome, small subunit precursor; nucleus; cytosol. The transcript is spliced from 3 exons.
AUGAAACUCGACGCCAAGGCCAUUCGCUACCUCACCUCUGAGGAUUUCCGGGUUCUUCAAGCGGUCGAAGCCGGAAGCCGAAACCAUGAGGUUGUUCCUACUCCGUUGAUCUCGCAGCUUUCGGGUCUCCGAGGCGGCAGCGGUGUCAACCGCGCUAUUUCAAACCUUGCCAAAAUCAAUCUGAUUGCGAAAGUAAAGAAUGCCAAGUAUGACGGCUACAGACUCGCAUACGGAGGAUUGGAUUAUCUUGCGCUGAACGCGCACCAGAAGUCAAAGGCUAUCUACUCGGUCGGCAACCAAAUUGGCGUGGGCAAGGAAUCAGACAUCAUCGUGGUGGCACAGAGCGACGGAUCGCAGCGCAUUAUGAAAAUCCACCGUCUCGGCCGUAUCUCCUUCCGAACCGUCAAGACAAACCGCGACUAUCUACGACACCGCAGCUCAGCUUCAUGGAUGUACAUGUCUCGGUUGGCAGCAAUGAAGGAGUUUGCUUUCAUGACUGCUUUGCGCGACAACGGAUUCUCCGUCCCCGAACCUAUUGCGCAAAACCGACACACCAUUGUCAUGAGUCUUAUCGAUGCUUUCCCUCUGCGCCAGAUCUCCAAAGUUGCCAACCCAGCCUGGUUAUACUCAGAGCUCAUGAACAUGAUCUUGGAAUUGGCACGGUAUGGCCUGAUUCACGGUGAUUUCAACGAGUUCAAUAUCCUUAUCAAGGAAGAGCUGGAUCCCGAAUUCAAGGGGAAAGAACUCACCGAGGAGGAGGAAGAUGAGCAUAUCCGGCUGGUCCCGGUUCUUAUUGAUUUCCCGCAGAUGGUGUCCGUGGACCACGUGAACGCUGAAAUGUACUUCGAUCGCGAUGUGGAAUGUAUCAAGCGGUACUUCAAGCGCAAGUUCCACUUCGUGAGCGAUUCAAAGGGCCCUACCUUUGCUGAAGCUAGAAAGAAGCUUCUGAACAACCCUGGCAAGCGUCUGGAUGUCGAAGUCGAAGCCUCCGGUUUCUCGCGGAAGAUGGCUCGUGAACUUGAGACCUAUAUGAAAGAUGUAGGUGUCAAGGGAGACGGAGAAACCUCCAAGGAUAGCGAUGACGAUGACGAUGACGAUGAGGAUGAUGAUGAGGAAGAAGAGUCUGGGUCCGAAGCUGAGGAGCCCAGUGAUACCCACGAGACCAAGAACUCCGACGACAUUGAUGACAGUACCAAGCGUCUAGAACAACUGCGCGUUUCGGGGUCUUCGGCACAAUAA